UGGGAUGCUGGUUCACAGAAGCAAAAGCAAACAAACGCAUACUCUCAUUUCCUCUCUCUUUCUCAUGACUCGGUGCUUUUUAUAAAUGGCCUACCUCUCAUUUUCAAAUUCAAUCAUACCCAUAUGCAAAGAAGGAAACAGAGCAACUAGCAAGAAGAGCAACUUUGUAGAUUCUAACCUAGUUUCCACUAAUUUUAUGAGAUAUGGUGCCCAAUUCAAGAGUUGAAGAUCAUGUCUCCGUUCAUUUAGACAAUAAGCUUACUCACCUGUCUCAUAGGCACUGUGAAUGUAAUAUCUACAGAGUGUAUGAUCGACUUCGCAGACAAAAUGAAAAGGCUUACGAACCAGAAAUACUGGCAAUAGGCCCAUAUCACCACCAUAAAGCCAACAUAGUGAUGGAAGAACACAAACUAUGGAAUUUGCAACAACUUCUUAAACGAAGAAAUGAGACGAGCGUGGAUAGAUACAUCGUAGCCAUGAGAGAUUUGCAAGAAAGAGCACGUAGAUGUUAUGCAGACUUUGUAAGCCUUAAUGAAGACGAGUUUGUGGUAAUGAUGCUUCUUGACAGCUGUUUUAUCAUUGAGUUAUUUCGCAAAUUCACCAUCACAAGUAUGCAAGAUGUGCAUGACCCUUUGUUCAAAAUGGAGUGGAUCCACCAUAUCAUAUGGCGCGAUUUAUUGCUAUUUGAAAAUCAACUUCCAUUCUUUAUCCUUGUACAAAUGUUUGAAAUGACCAAAAUUCCAGACCCCCGAGACAAUAUCAUUGAUUUAGCCAUGCAAUACUAUUCUUGCACUAGGGAAUAUUACUAUUACUCUAUAUGGCCCAGUCCUGAAAAGAUUUCAACACCUUCCUCUUUAGUUUUACCCCAUGAUGUGAAGCAUGUUCUUGACCUAGCACACCUUGUAACCUCUCAUUCAUUUGCAAAACUGCUCGCGGAAAGAAAUUAUGGAAAGAAGAAAAAGAGAUGGGAAUUCAUACAUUGUGCCACAGAGCUACAUGAGGCGGGGAUUAGAUUCAAGAAGGCUAAUCAUAGUACCCCUUUGCUCGAUAUAAAGUUUGAAAAUGGGACACUGCAAAUCCCACAAUUCACGGUUGAAGAGAAGACCGAGUGUCUUUUUAGAAACAUAAUUGCGCACGAGCAGCAUCUUCAAGAUCCGAACCCUAAAUAUGUCACGGAUUAUUUGACUUUCAUGUUUUGCCUCAUCAACUCGUCCAAGGAUGUCAGCUUGCUCCAUCGUAAUGGAAUUAUCAAUAAUAUGUUAGGCGACGACGAUGCUAUUUGCGCCAUGUUUACCAAAGCCUCUACUUGCGUCUUUGUGUCUCGCGAUGGCUUUUGUUACUCCGAAGUUUUCAAUGAUAUCAAUGAGCAUUGUAGACGGCGUCGGAACAUAUGGACUGCAAAAUUAAGGCAUAAUUACUUCAGUAGUCCAUGGACAAUCAUUUCGUUUCUGGGUGCUGUUGUGUUGCUUCUACUCACUUCGACGCAGACAGUUUUUACUAUGUUUCCUUUCUUUCAUAAAUCCUUUCUUUCAUAAAUGUUGAACCAAGUUAUUGUUCUUGAUUAAUAAAAGAAACUGUUGUGUUUGUGUAAGA
Molecule: messenger RNA, 1593 nt
Organism: Camellia sinensis
Lineage: Eukaryota; Viridiplantae; Streptophyta; Magnoliopsida; Ericales; Theaceae
Source: RefSeq, a predicted model, not a curated record